Messenger RNA from Darwinula stevensoni, 309 nucleotides. The record is from the annotation of a GenBank genome assembly. Lineage: Eukaryota; Metazoa; Arthropoda; Ostracoda; Podocopida; Darwinulidae.
UUUGACUCUUUAGAACUCCGUCCUCUACGGAACCAAGUGGGAGAUUUAACAGUGGAAUACGAAGAGAAGAAGCACGCUUAUGAUUCCAUGACGGCUGGCCUGGAGAGCAACGUCGCCCGCAUCGAACAAGAGGUGAACGAUCUGGAGGAGAAACUGUUCAACUAUGAAUCGCAGUAUCAUCGUCUCCAAGCAGAGACGCAGAUCUUCAUGCUUCAUAAGGAACGAGUUGGGAAUGAAGUGAAGAAAUAUUUGACGCCAGGAGAUAAAAAAUCCAUCAGGUCUUGCAACUCUUCUUCUUCAUCCCCAUAG